AUGGUUUGGAUUACGAUUGAUCCAAUGUCACCAUUAGAUAUAGCGCGUCGAGUUGUACUUGGAACCGAGCUGGAACACUUGGAACACGCUCCUGGACGAAUAUGGGAAGGUUUUGACAAAGCUUAUCAUACAAUUGAUGAUACGACGCGUGACAAAUUUCCAUUUUUACCUGCACCAAUUAAUAGUCUUCAACAAAUUAAAUCAUCAACAAUUGAACAAAUUCAAACUCAAGCAGAACAAACUCAUUAUGCUUAA
Molecule: messenger RNA, 255 nt
Organism: Rotaria sp. Silwood2
Lineage: Eukaryota; Metazoa; Rotifera; Eurotatoria; Philodinida; Philodinidae
Source: the annotation of a GenBank genome assembly